Molecule: messenger RNA, 3224 nt
Organism: Macroventuria anomochaeta
Lineage: Eukaryota; Fungi; Ascomycota; Dothideomycetes; Pleosporales; Didymellaceae
Exons: 4
Coding region: 117-3224 (1035 amino acids)
Biological process (GO): mRNA 3'-end processing; amine metabolic process
Molecular function (GO): copper ion binding; RNA binding; primary methylamine oxidase activity
Source: RefSeq, a predicted model, not a curated record
CACACAAUCUGUGUUAGGUGACUAUCGAGAAAUCUAGCAAAGCUACAAGUACUCAAGCUUCAACUUCAUCCAGAUCAUUUCGCAUUUGCCGGCAUUCAUCACAGCCUCAUAUCAAGAUGUCUACAGAAGUCGCCACCGAUGCAGCACCGCAAGCCACCAAGGUGGUGCCUUUGCAUCCCCUUGCACCGCUAUCAGCCUCAGAGAUCACGACUGCAGUAUCGAUAAUCAAAGCUUCGUGGCCAGCUCAUACGGACCUGCACUUCAAGGUUGUUACAUUGCAGGAGCCACCCAAGGCUGAAGUCCUGCGGUACCUGGAAGCCGAGCACGCCGGAAAGUCAAGACCAGAGAUCAGCAGGAAAGCAUUUCUGAACUAUUAUAUCAGAAACACAAACAAGUUCCACGAAGCGGUCAUCGACCUUACAUCUAGGCGCGUCGAGCGCAACGUGCUUCUCGGACCCUUCAUUCACGCUAAUGGUGAUGGCGAUGAGAUCGUGGCUAUCGAAAAGAUCGUCCUCGCGGAUGAGCGUGUUCAAGCUGAGAUCGCUAAGUUGCAACUACCAGAAGGCACCACUGUCAUUAGCGAUCCCUGGAUCUAUGGAUCCGACGGCAUAAACGAUGAGGACAGGCUAUAUCAGUGCUUCCUGUACCUACGAGACCCCAACAACUCAUCCGAAGCCGACUCCAACCACUACGCCAUGCCAAUUCCCAUCUCACCGGUCCUUAGCACCGAAACAAUGAAAGUCAUUCGGAUCGACAUCAUGCCCACUGGAGCUGACAACACAAUCAAGCCUAUCGAGAAGUACAAGGUCCAGCCGCCGAAUGAGUACGUCCCGGAAGCUCAGACUCUUCGAACCGACUUGAAGCCUUUGAACGUUGUCCAGCCUGAAGGUGCCAGCUUCAAGAUCCAACAGGAGGGUACCUCAAGUGUCUUGUCGUGGCAGAAGUGGAACUUCAGAGUUGGCUUCAACCAGCGUGAGGGCAUGGUGCUGUAUGAUGUCCGAUACGACAGCCGACCUCUUUUCUACAGACUGAGUCUGAGCGACAUGAACAUCCCAUACGCCGACCCUCGGCACCCUUUCCACAAGAAGUCCGCCUUUGAUUUGGGCGACGCCGGUGCCGGAAUCAUGGCGAACAAUCUGAAGCUUGGAUGCGACUGCUUGGGUUCGAUCUACUACCUCAGCUCUGUGCUCUCAGACGACAAGGGAAGCGUAAUAGACAUGCCGAACGUUGUGUGCAUUCACGAGCAAGACGCAGGUAUUGGAUGGAAGCACACCAACUACCGCACUGGCCGAGCGGCGGUUGUCCGAUCGCGCGAGCUGGUAUUGCAGUCGAUCAUCACAGUGUCGAACUAUGAGUACAUUCUGGCCUUCAUCUUCAACCAGGCUGGAGAAGUUACUUACGAAAUCCGGGCCACUGGAAUCCUGAGUACACAGCCUAUUGAUGAGGGCGUCGAGGUUCCUUUUGGUACCGUCGUCCAUCCCGGUGUACUUGCGGUCCAUCACCAGCACAUCUUCUCGCUGCGUGUCGACCCCAUGAUCGAUGGCUACAACAACAGACUGGUCUACGAUGAAGCCUUCCCGAUGCCAAGGUCAGACUUCAACCCACACGGAACUGGGUACUACGUGCAAGAGACCAUUGUCGAGAAGUCUGGCGGCUACGACGCCGCAUACGAGAACAACCGAACGUUCAAGAUCCAGAACCCGAACGUGCGCAAUCCAAUCAACGGCAAGCCAGUCGCCUACAAGAUCCAGGUACCUCCUUUCCAGAAGAUUCUCUCAGACAAGGACAGCUUCAACUACAAGCGCGCCGAGUUCUCUGACCACGACAUCUACGUAGUCAAACACCGCGACGGCGAGCUAUACGCUGGAGGCACAUACACCAACCAAUCACGAGGCGGCACUGGCGUUCGAUCAUGGGCCGAGAGGAACGAGAACGUGAAGGACACAGAUCUUGUGCUGUAUGUUCAGGCCGGUAUCAACCAUGUGCCUAGAAUCGAGGAUUUCCCGGUCAUGCCGUGUGAGAUUCUUAAGAUUCAUAUGAAGCCGGUUAACUUCUUUGAUAAGAACCCGGCGCUGGAUGUGCCGCCGUCUGAGCAGGCGUUUAAUAAGAGAUGGGUCGUGUUGCGCACCGAAACUGUGAAUGUGUCAAGAGGGACGACCAACUUUAGCAAGAAGCCUAGAAUGAGCGAGGAUCGGACACCGUACUCAACGAUAGUCUUCUGUCUCGUUGCACAGCCCGCACAUAAUGUUCAUCGCUACGACUACCUCACAGUGGGUCUACUUUACGUCUCAACUUCGAGCAUACACCCUAAAGUCUCAAGAAAUUCAUGGAUCGUCCAUCAUAGCUUCGAAAUACACUGUAUAGGCGGCACCGAAGAGCUCAUCAUUGAGACACUUGGCCGUGUGGGUCAGGUACUAAACUUCAGGCUGGUCUAUGACAAGGAGACAGGCCGACCCAAGGGGUUUGGCUUCGCAGAGUUCGCCGACGCCGACGCAGCAGCAUCCGCGGUGCGCAACCUGAACGACUAUGAGAUCAUGGGCAGGAAGUUGAGGGUGGACUGGUCCAACGACAACGGCUCCGGCGACAACGCGCCCUCCAACCAGAAUGCUCCCCCACCGAUGAACGGACAGCCACCAGAGAUCACGCAGGCGCAGCCUUCGAGCACACUCGGUCCUCUGCCCCCGGGCGUCGAUCUGCCACCGAACCUUACAUGCCCCGAUGCUAUAUCGCGCACACUCUCCACACUGCCUGCGCCCCAGCUCCUUGACAUUCUGUCGCAGAUGAAAGGCCUCGUGAUGACGGACCCAGCCAAGGCUACUGAACUGCUGCGACAGGCGCCACAGCUGGCUUAUGCUAUCUUCCAAUCUCUCCUCCUCCUCAACCUCGUCGAUCCUUCUAUGCUGGGCGCGCUGGUCGAAACAGCCCCGGCACCUGCUGCGCCGCCAGUACAAGCUCCUCCACAGCCACAACCCACGCCUGUCGCACGACCGCCUACCAACUACCCCAUGCCUCCUGGCUACCCACCGCAAGCUGCUCCUACACCACCGCAGCUUCAGCCGUACGUGCAACCUCCGCCGCAAGCACAGCCGCCAGCACUGGACAACAGUGCGCUGUACGCUCAGGUCAUGGCUCUGCAGCCGGAGCAGAUCGCGCAGCUGCCACCUGAUCAGCGCAACCAGAUCAUGCAGAUUCGCCAGAUGAUCAUGGCUGGGCAACGACCGUAG